Molecule: messenger RNA, 747 nt
Organism: Fusarium tjaetaba
Lineage: Eukaryota; Fungi; Ascomycota; Sordariomycetes; Hypocreales; Nectriaceae
Exons: 2
Coding region: 1-747 (248 amino acids)
Source: RefSeq, a predicted model, not a curated record
AUGCUCGCCAACUCCCUUCUCGUCCUUGCCUCUGCCACUUUGGCUCUGGCUUCUCCUCUUGCUACCUUUGGACCUGGUUCUAGCUGCAAGCCUGGAAAGCCUACUCCUGUCCUCCCAGUCAAUGGUGGUGCUACUGAACUCCCUGCUCCUCCUCAAGGUGUCACUCUCAAGCACAUCGCUUUUGGCUUCGGUAUUCAGAACUACACCUGCGCUGAUGCCGCUGCCGCUCCCGCUGCCAUCGGUGCUCUGGCUGUUCUCUACGACAUCACUCAUCUCUACCCAGGCCAAGGCCCUUCAUCUCUAACUCCCGAAAAAUGGGCCUCUUUCACUGGUGACGUUCUCAGCACCGGAAAGGUCCCUCUCAACCUCAACACCAACGGCGUUGGAGCUUCUACUACCAACCCUUUCCCUAAGAAGCAAGAUCUCAAGGUCCAAGGUCUCCAGAAGAAGCUCCCCUACCUCGGACAUCACUUCUUCAACGCCGCUGGAGUUCCUACCUUUGACCUCGACAAGGCCAACCAGCUUCUCGUCUGCAAGAAGCUCGACGGUAUCAAGGCUCCUUCCACUGCCUCCGCUGGCCCUGACGGUACCGGCGCUGUUGACUGGCUCUACCUUGGCGACGCUGGUGGUAGCAUUGGUGUCUCCUACGUCUAUCGCGUCAACACUGCUGGAGGUGUUUCUCACGGCUGCAAGGCCAAGGGCACCGACAGCACCUCUUACAGCACCCUCUACUGGUUCUACGGUUAA